This is a messenger RNA of Kickxella alabastrina, 3285 nucleotides long. RefSeq lists its product as uncharacterized. The transcript has a single exon. NCBI's taxonomy places the organism in Eukaryota, Fungi, Kickxellomycota, Kickxellomycetes, Kickxellales, Kickxellaceae. The coding region runs from base 96 to 3212 and encodes 1038 amino acids. The record is from RefSeq and is a predicted model, not a curated record.
CAGCUCCUGCCUCAGCUCCUGCCUUAGUCCCUGCCCCAGCUAUUGAUGUGCAGAUUGUAGAUCCCACUCAAGCUGCUGCUGAUGCACUAGUUGAUAUGACUGCCUUUGCAGUUCCUGCUGUUAAUGCCCCAGUAGCUGGCCCCAUCAUGCCAGAGACUGUCCAGCCAUCUACUUCCAGCAUUAUGGCCCCUUCUGUGUCAGCCACAGUGCUUGAUAGAAAGGCUGGCAUACUGAUGGAUGUUGAUUCUGACAAUGGGCCACUUGUGCAGAGCUGGCAGACAAUCCAGCCUGGGAUUGACAGCAUCUUGCUAGCAAUGACCCUGACUCAAACUGUGGAUGAGGGUGCUAUGGAUUUGGAUAGAGAUCCAGCACUGGAAGCUGAGUUGAUUACUGUCUUGUCUGAGAUUUGCAAUCAGUUGGCCAAUGCUCUGCAUGGUUCUGUGCAGGGCAAUGUGGGUGCACACCUAAUCACCAGUCGGAUUUUAGACAGCACACAUAUAGGCACAGGCAAGCAGGGUCCAUUUGGCAGUCUGUACUCAGGCUCUACUAUCCACCAGUUGCUACUGGAGCUUAACAUUGAGCUCCAGACCACUUUUGGUAGCAUGCAACUAACAGUGGAGAAGCCCAGCCAGUCUGAUUUUUCAUCACCUGUCACUAGAGCCUGUAUGGCAAAGGCCAACAGUACUAUUCGCAGUACUCCUAGCCACUCAAGAACCUGCAGUGAGGAUCUUCCCGAUGAUCCUCUUAGCCCAGCCUCCAGCCUCCAGCCUCAUGCAUUGCAUCCAGUGCAAUUGCUGAAUUUGACUACAAGUUCACAGCCCAAGCAGUAUCAACUAACAGAGACACCAAUCUCUGAUAGUGUUCUGAUCACUGAGGCUCAUGUAGGUGUGCAGCCACCUGGUUCCAGUUGUCCACCUGCAUCAUUCAGCUCAACCAUGCUUCCCACCCCAGUGACAGCAACCUCAGCCAAGCCAUCUACCAUGUUGGCUUCAAGGGCGACUCCGACUUUGGCUAUGCCUUCUGGCCAGAGCAUGCCCUUCACUUCUUUUGACACACAGUCUGCUGUGUUUGCUUUAAGCUUCCCAAGCCCUAUGUCAGCACCAACUUCCCAGGGUGGCCCAGGGAAUCUGCAAGCCACACAUGGUGUGCCUCCUGCAAUGAGGGCAUCACAGAGCAGUAUUGGUUAUUUGCAUGGAGGCAUUAGUGCUCCUUUUGCUUCUCCUGGACAGAGCACCCAGAAUCCAGUGUUGUCUUGUCAGGGCUUGACUCCACGAGUAGUUGAUCAGUAUAUACAGCAGUGUCUGGGUGAGCUGUCACAGACUCUGGUGCAAUUGCCAACACCUACACAGGUGACGACUCCUCCUGCACACACCUCAGUCCCUGCUCAAAUACACAAUCAGAUGCAGAUUGCAAUCCAGCCUGCUCUUGGUGGUGACCUUCUCUCAUACAUUGCCAAUAGUUGCAUUGGUAUCCGGCAGCAGCUUAUGUCAGAGAUGGUCCAGUUUUCCAAGGCACAUCAGUUUCUACCAAACCCAGACCAGCAGAUCAAGAUGUACUAUUACAAUAUGCUUCAGCAACACCUCCAUGCAGUUAUUCUGAGGUUUCCGGAGGACCUUCGUGUGUCGUUUUACUGGCUACUCAAGCAACAGGAAUCUCCUAGUCAGAACGAGAAGUUGUGGCUAAUGAUUUUGGAUCGGCAGUUUUCAGCUAGGAACCAGACUCAUAGCUCUACACAGGCAUCAUCAGCAGUUAGUCUUUCGGAGGACUAUUCAGCAUGGGGCAUGCCGCAGACUGAUUGCAGUGAUGAGCAGGCAUCAGCACAGCAUUUUGGUGAAUUGUUGUCAGUCUCUCCAGGUACCCCACACCAGCAGCAGCAGCAGAUUGUUUCUGCCAGUCCAUCAUCAGCACAGUUUUCUCUGCCAACACAGCCAAAUCAUUCCGUCAUUCAGUCGAGCCAGAUGGUUGGGCCUUCUUAUCGCACGCAGUCGGCCCAGUCCCACCAUUCAACGAAAUUUCACCAGUCCAUCCAAUCUGCCAAGUCCAUUCAUUCAGCACAACCCACUCAGCCCACUCAGCCUGUUUGCUCUAAAUUCUCGAAUUCGUCUAAACAACACUCCCCUACAGUUCUGCAGAUUAAUCAGUCACCAGCACAAGUAGUCCAGCAACCAUCAGCUGCAGGGCGUCCACAGAUGUCUAUCCAGCAAGGCUCCCAGCACCUCAACCAUUUAGUUCACUUUAUUGGGCAGAAUAUCAACCACCAGUCGCAUGGUCCAACUAAUGGUAAUAUCGAUGGUGAUGAUGGUGGUGGUAAUAGUACGCAGGAGUCAGUGUCCAGGCCGCCUCUUGGACAUCAGCCUUCACUCCAGUCGUGGAUAUUGGCGAUGAAUCAUAUGUCAGACAUUAAGAUCAAGGAAUCACUGGUGAAUAUUGGCGCAAAGUGUUCAGCUGGCAAGAUUAGUCAACAACAGAUGAACGCGUUUUCCGAACUGGCCAAAAACUUUAUACAUGAGCGUCAGCGCCGGCUUCAGCAGCAGCAGCAGAGUUUACAGACGCAGCAGCCACUGUCUCCACUGCAGCAACAACAGAGUGCCCAGAAUAUAUUGCAGAUUCAGAGGCAACAGGCACAACAGGCAAAACAGCGGGCAUACCAGCAAGCGCAGCAGCAUGCUCAUAUACUCCAACAACAGCAACGCUUGCAAAAUAAUCAAAUGCAAAUGUGGCAAUGGCAGCAGCAGCAGAAGCAACAGCAGCAGCAGAAGCAACAGCAGCAGCAGCCGGCUCAGCAAAUUGGUAUGAUGAUGCCCUCUGUCAGUCAAGCGGGCAUGGGAUUCACACCAACCACAACAGCAGCAGCAUUAGCAACAGAAACCUUAGCAUACGUAUCUACUUCUGCAUCUGCAUCUCCUACUGUUAUGGCUGCAGUGACUUGGCCUGUUGUGGGCAGCGGCCAAAUUCCCAGCGCUGUUGGCAGUGUUGGGGACGAUAGAAUGUUGACGGAGGACGUGUGUAUGAUUUGUUUUUCGGAUGAGCAUGCGACGCCGCGGUGCUUGGAGCGGUCUAAUUUGGGAGUUUUGUAUAGGCGGUUGGCGGAGGUUAAAGUUGACCAGAGAUUGAGUGAGAAUAGGCGGUUUGCAGCGGUCAGUACGGUGAAGAUGAUGAUUCAGCAGGCGGAGAUUGAGGAACUGCAAAAUAAUUCGGAGCAGCAACAGUAGGGGUGUAGUUCGGGCUGAGUUUUUAUAUUUUUUCAAAUAUUUCAGUAGCCUUUUAUAUUAUAGUUUCUUACCC